This is a messenger RNA of Juglans microcarpa x Juglans regia, 2959 nucleotides long. Its product is annotated as arginine decarboxylase-like. The record is from RefSeq and is a predicted model, not a curated record. Lineage: Eukaryota; Viridiplantae; Streptophyta; Magnoliopsida; Fagales; Juglandaceae. The coding region runs from base 528 to 2690 and encodes 720 amino acids. Gene Ontology annotation, molecular function: arginine decarboxylase activity. Gene Ontology annotation, biological process: spermidine biosynthetic process; L-arginine catabolic process. The transcript has a single exon.
UGCCGCUUCAUCUUCCAUGCAAUUCUCGCCCAUUCAUGUUAUCAAAAAAAAAUUAUCGCCCCUUCAUUCCUCGUUAUACGUCUUUGAAACAAACUCCAUAACCUAUAAUUCCCUGCCCUCUCCCGUGCGUUUUCCCCUCACUUUCCCAGAAAAUUUCCCAUUUUCUUUCUCCCUCACUCUUCCAAUGAUCUGCAUGCUUGUCCUUUUUCGGAGCUUAAACCGUUGAUUUGUGUUUCCCAGUCACUAGGAGCCAAUCCAUUUAAAACAUUGAAUCCCUCUUCUUCUGAGGUUUAGGCGUGGGGAUUUGGGAUUGUAGGGUAAUAGAAGAGGGCGUUUCUACUUUUCAAUAGGUUCUCACUGCCUUCUUUUGAGGGGGUAGCCGGGGCCUCGGCCUCGGCGGGUUUUAAAGCCCCCACCUUCACAAACCAACUAGAACAACAAUUAUUUCAACCGAAACCCUAACAAUAUUUGUUUUUCUCCAUUUUUUGGUUCUCAAUUCUUAACUGCUGAGAUCUUCGAGAUAAGAGAUGCCGGCCAUGGCGUAUUGCGUGGACGCUGCUGCAGCUAGAUUUUCUCCCGGCUACGCUGUUGCCAUUCCGGUGGCAGGUAAUCCUCUUCCUGCGCCGGUACCACUUUCCGGCGUACCUCCAGCAACCAACAACGUGGAGGUAUCCCAUUGGUCACCUUCCCUCUCUGCCGCAAUAUAUAAGAUCGAUGGCUGGGGCGCGCCUUACUUCUCGGUGAACGCAGCCGGGAACGUCUCGGUGCGUCCAUUCGGAGCGACCACUCUGGCGCACCAGGAGAUCGAUUUACUGAAAAUUGUGAGGAAGGUCUCUGAUCCGAAGUCGUCCGGUGGGCUUGGGUUGCAGAUGCCCCUGAUUGUUCGCUUGCCCGACGUGCUCAAGAGCCGGCUUGAGUCCCUCCAGUCAGCUUUUGAUCUCGCGGUACAGUCCCAAGGGUACAAGGCUCAUUACCAGGGCGUCUACCCGGUGAAAUGCAAUCAGGACCGGUUUGUUGUGGAAGACAUAGUGAGGUUCGGGUCCCCUUUUCGGUUUGGUUUGGAGGCUGGGUCGAAACCUGAGCUCCUUUUGGCGAUGAGCUGUUUGUGCAAAGGUAGCCCGGAGGCUUUUCUGAUUUGCAAUGGUUUCAAGGACGCGGAGUACAUUUCGCUAGCUUUGUUCGCUAGAAAGCUCUCUUUGAAUACUGUGAUUGUACUUGAGCAAGAAGAGGAGCUCGAUUUGGUGAUUAAUCUUAGCAAGAAGUUUUGUGUUCGACCUGUGAUUGGCGUGAGGGCAAAGCUGAGGACGAAGCAUUCGGGCCAUUUCGGAUCGACCUCGGGCGAGAAAGGCAAAUUCGGGCUAACAACGACUCAGAUUUUGCGCGUGGUGAGGAAGCUUAAAGAGGUCGACAUGCUCGAUUCCCUGCAAUUGCUGCAUUUCCAUAUUGGCUCUCAGAUACCUUCGACCUCUUUACUGACCGAUGGUGUGAGCGAAGCCGCACAGAUCUACUGCGAAUUAGUCCGCCUUGGCGCCCACAUGCAAGUCAUCGACAUUGGAGGCGGACUAGGUAUCGAUUACGAUGGUUCCAAAUCCAGCGAGUCCGAUAUAUCAGUUGGUUAUAGUCUCGAAGAUUAUGCUGCAGCUGUAGUUCAAGCAGUUCGGCUUGUUUGCGACCGUAGGUGUAUCAAGCACCCGAUUAUAUGCAGCGAAAGCGGCCGAGCUAUUGUAUCCCAUCACUCCGUGCUGAUCUUUGAAGCGGUUUCAGCGAGUGCAUAUGAGUCUCCAUCGAUAACUUCUUUUGGGUUGGAGAAUUUCAUUGAGGGACUUCCAGAUGAAGCUCGUGCUGAUUAUAGGAAUUUGUCAGAUGCAGCAAUCAAGGGCGAGUAUGAGACAUGUUUGCUCUAUGCUGAUCAGUUGAAGCAACGCUGCGUCAAUCAGUUCAAGGAAGGAUCUUUGGGGAUGGAGCAACUCGCAGCCGUUGAUGGGGUUUGUGAUGUGGUAUCAAAGGCAAUAGGGGCAGCCGAUCCAGUCCGUACCUACCAUGUGAAUCUAUCUGUUUUCACCUCAAUCCCUGAUUUUUGGGGCAUUGGCCAGCUUUUUCCAAUAGUCCCCAUUCAUCGUCUCGAUCAAAGGCCGUCUGUGAGGGGGAUUCUGUCGGAUUUAACUUGUGACAGCGAUGGUAAGAUUGACAAGUUCAUAGGGGGCGAGUGGAGUUUGCCGCUCCAUGAGCUGGAAGGCGAUGGGCGGUACUACUUGGGAAUGUUCUUGGGAGGGGCUUAUGAGGAGGCCAUCGGUGGGCUCCAUAACCUAUUUGGUGGGCCGAGCGUUGUCCGGGUAUCUCAGAGCGACGGCCCGCACAGCUUCGUAGUAACACGCGCAGUGCCGGGUCCAUCGUGUGGCGACGUCCUCAGGAUAAUGCAGCACGAGCCGGAACUCAUGUUCGAGGCGCUCAAACACCGCGCAGAGGAGUGCAUUGAUGGCAGCAGCAUUGCCGCCAAUGCUGCUCUGGCUAGCAGUCUGGACCGUUCAUUCCACAACAUGCCUUAUCUGGUGGUUGGAGCCUCUUCUUCUUGCAGCUUGACUGCGAUCAAUAACGGCGGCUUUUACUAUUGCAGUGAGGAUGAAUACAAUGCUGUUGCUGCUGAUUCUGCUGCCGCUGAGGACGAGCAGUGGUCUUAUUGUGUUGCUUGAGAUUCUGUUUCAAGUCUUUUGCUAGUGCUAUCUAUCACCUUCGAGUCGUUGUUUGGAUGUGCACUAGGUCGUCGUUGUCUAUUUUAAAUUUCUUUAAUGUUUCUUUUUAAUUCCAUGAAAGAGCAAAGGAUUAGAAGAAAGUAGUAGAAAGCUCCUUUGGCUGUAGUGGUGAAGAGAGGGAGGAGGGGGAUGAGAGCCGAAUCCACCCUCUUUUGUAAAAAAAAAUUCACUGCUUUAGUAGUUUAACAGGUAUUUUCGGUGGUUCUUCA